ACCUGAAGAGUGCAAAAAGACCAAACGCCAGCUUCUGCACAGUGUGCCUGUCUGUUCAAUCAUGGUUGUCAGAUGGUUGUUGGUUGAGAUUUUAGCACUUUGUGCUCUCUGUAAUGCUGUUCCUCAGUGGAGUAAUCUGCCCCAGAGUCCUCAGAAGGUUCAGCAGCUGGUUCAACGACAGCCACCCAGCCAGAAGGUUCAGCAGCCACAACAACAGCCACCCAGCCAGAAGGUUCAGCAGCCACAACAACAGCCACCCAGCCAGAAGGUUCAGCAACCACAACAACAGCCACCCAGCCAGCAGGAUAAGCAGCCGGUUCAACAGCAGCCACCCAGCCAGCAGGAUAAGCAGCCGGUUCAACAGCAGCCACCCAGCCAGUGGGUUAAGCAGCCAGUUCAAGAACAGCAGCCA
Messenger RNA from Puntigrus tetrazona (Sumatra barb), 412 nucleotides. Its product is annotated as activating signal cointegrator 1 complex subunit 2 homolog. The annotation marks the transcript as partial. Lineage: Eukaryota; Metazoa; Chordata; Actinopteri; Cypriniformes; Cyprinidae. The transcript has a single exon. The record is from RefSeq and is a predicted model, not a curated record.